AUGUUGCUAAAUGAAACUAGUGAUGUGGUAAACGAGGUGCCAAUUGUCAUUUCUAUUGUUGGAAUGGGGGGUCUGGGCAAGACCACCCUUGCUCAGCUCACCUACAACAAUGGGGAUGUGAAGAGGCAUUUCGACAUCAGGAUGUGGGUGUGUGUUUCCAACGAUUUUGAUGUGAAACAAAUUGCGAAAUCAAUCAUAAAAUCUGUAACUGGGUCUGGUUGCGAGUCAUUAGCCUUGUCCCCAUUGCAGGAUCGGCUUCAAGGUAUAUUGCAAGCAAAGCAAUUCUUGCUUGUACCCGACGACGUUUGGUGCAAUGACAGCGAGAAGUGGGACAAGCUGAGAGUUCCCUUUCAAGCUGGUAAACCUGGGAGUCGAAUCAUCAUGACCACUCGUAUGGAAUAUGUUGCAUCAACAAUGGGAAGCUCUCACAUACACAAACUGCUAGCCUUAUCAGAUGAUGAAUGCUGGUUAUUGUUCAACUGUAGAGCGCUCGAGCAUCAGAGUGCAGAAGAGCGUUUGGAGCUAGAAGUGAUUGGAAGGGAAAUUGUAAAGAAGUGUGGAGGGGUGCGUCUCGCAGCAAAGACAAUAUCAAGUGCCUUGCGCCUGAGAAAGACAACAAGGGAGUGGGAGGUUGUCUUGGGUAGCGAGAUAUGGAACUCAGAAGGCAUUUUACCAGCUUUGUGGCUAAGCUACCAAGACUUGCCUCCUGCUAUGUGA
Messenger RNA from Magnolia sinica, 717 nucleotides. Its product is annotated as putative disease resistance protein RGA3. The record is from RefSeq and is a predicted model, not a curated record. The transcript has a single exon. The coding region runs from base 1 to 717 and encodes 238 amino acids. NCBI's taxonomy places the organism in Eukaryota, Viridiplantae, Streptophyta, Magnoliopsida, Magnoliales, Magnoliaceae. Gene Ontology annotation, molecular function: ADP binding. Gene Ontology annotation, biological process: defense response to other organism.